AUGUCUGCUGUUCUGAGCGCGCCAGAAGUUGAUCAGCUCCGUCGAGAAAAACAUUUGCAGUCGUCUUGGGACAACCAUGAGCGAAAUAUUCCAAGCGCAUCGUUGAAGCCAUCUUAUCAUCUUGCCGCCCCGAAUGGUUGGAUGAACGACCCUUGUGGUCUGGGAUACGACCCUGCCACAGGCCUUUACCACGCCUUUUUCCAAUGGAACCCAUUUGGAAAUGAUUGGGGCAACAUGUCCUGGGGCCAUGCUACUUCAACCAAUCUUGUUUCAUGGGAUACGUUCCCAACGCCCGCUUUAACGCCGUCGGCGAAGUAUGACCAGUAUGGUGUUUUCACUGGUUGUUUUCAGGCAACCAAUAUCCACGGAGAGCCUGGUGCUUUGACGGUUCUCUACACCUCUGUCAGUCAUCUGCCAAUUCAUCACACGCUACCCUAUACCACGGGCUGCGAGUCUCUGAGUCUGGCCAUCUCAGCCAAUGGCGGGAAGACAUGGGAACGUCAGGACUGCAAUCCCAUUCUCCCGGGACCACCUGAAAACAUUUCCGUCACUGGCUGGAGAGACCCCUUUCUGACCACUUGGACCAGAGGGCAUGCAAGUGGCUCAGACUCACGGUCUGAUCUGCAUGGAUUCAUUUCAGGUGGUGUUAAGGGCCAAUGCCCCGCCGUUUUCGUGUACACUGUCCAGCCUGAUGAUCUUCGGCAAUGGAAGUAUAUCGGUUCUUUGGUCAAUGUUGGCCUCAAUUUCCGCCCUUCACGAUGGUCCGGUGAUUUCGGGGUCAAUUGGGAAGUUGCAAAUCUGACAACAUUGACAAACGACGGCCAAUCCCGUGACUUUGUCAUCAUGGGCGUUGAAGGUUGUUUGCGCCCGGAGAUCACUUGUCAAAAUGCCGGAGAAGCUCGCCAUAGACGUGAUCCAAGAGGUCUCAUGUGGAUGUCUGUCAAAUCAUUGGCAAACGCAAAUGCCAGCGAUGCGCUCACAUCCUACAAUUUCGCUGGGUUCUUUGAUCACGGUUGCUUGUAUGCGGCGAAUUCUUUCUGGGAUCCGGAGACAUCCCAGCGGAUUGUUUAUGGCUGGGUGACCGAGGAUGAUCUUCCUGACAGUCUCCGUCAUCGCCAGGGAUGGAGCGGUGUGACCUCGUUGCCGCGAGUGACGACGCUGAUGACAAUACAUAAUGUCACAAAAGCACGCUGCUCGCUGCUAGAGUCGAUAACAUCGAUUGACCUGGUCAAAUCUUCAGGAAGCGGAUUCACCAUUCAUACACUGGGUAUCAGCCCGGACUCGCGAUUGUCUCGUCUUCGACAAAAAGCUAAAACUGGCCAUCUUGCAAAGUCGUCCUUGACAGCUCGGGUUGCCUCCGCUCCUGCGACCUUCUUGCCGUUGAGUACAAAUAAAUGGGAGCUACAGGCUUCGUUCUCCGUUGGCCAGUCAUGUGAACGGGUGGGUGUCGAGAUUGCACAUAGCGCUGAUUUCAAAAGCUGUACAAGGCUUUCUUGGGACCCAUGUAAAGAAAUAUUCACCAUCGAUCGACCUCCAGUCGACCAAGAAAUCAAUCACGGGCAAGAGUCAGCCCCACACACUCUUUUCACUUAUCUGGAUGAUCAAGAAGAGGUCGAGGAAGCUCUCAAGAUUCAUGCCUUUUUUGACCACAAUGUACUGGAAGUGUUCGUGAACGAUAGAACGGUCAUCACAACCCGGAUCUAUCACCCUUCAGACCAAUGUUUUGGUGUCAAGUUCUUUGCUGAGCCCGCCGAACAGCAGGACGGGAGAUCCUCUACUGUACUUCUGGAGGCCGAUGUUUGGGAUGGACUUGGGAUAAACUUAAACUAA
This is a messenger RNA of Penicillium longicatenatum, 1830 nucleotides long. RefSeq names its product glycoside hydrolase family 32 protein. Bases 1 to 1830 code for a protein of 609 amino acids. The transcript is spliced from 2 exons. Lineage: Eukaryota; Fungi; Ascomycota; Eurotiomycetes; Eurotiales; Aspergillaceae. The record is from RefSeq and is a predicted model, not a curated record. Gene Ontology annotation, molecular function: sucrose alpha-glucosidase activity. Gene Ontology annotation, biological process: sucrose catabolic process.